This is a messenger RNA of Arabidopsis lyrata subsp. lyrata, 2720 nucleotides long. RefSeq lists its product as uncharacterized. NCBI's taxonomy places the organism in Eukaryota, Viridiplantae, Streptophyta, Magnoliopsida, Brassicales, Brassicaceae. The transcript is spliced from 14 exons. Bases 154 to 2439 code for a protein of 761 amino acids. Gene Ontology annotation, molecular function: nucleotidyltransferase activity; RNA binding. The record is from RefSeq and is a predicted model, not a curated record. Gene Ontology annotation, biological process: RNA processing.
UAAACCGUACCGGGCAUGAACUCUGGUUCGGUAGGUUAGAGUACACACACUUGUGACUAAACUUGCAAUUGAAAACCUAAAAAGUCGCGACUCUGCUCUCUGCAAAAAUGGUUCUACUUUUGGCUUAAAGAGCCAUGUUUUCGAGUCUUUGCCAUGGCGGGUUUCAUUAGGCGCAACGGAAACGUAUUCUUUCGUUCUCAAACCCUAUCCGCUUUCUACUCCAAGUUGCAGAGAAGUAACUGCACGCUUGCUGAGGGAGUCAUGGAGAAGUGUUCUAGCAUUCGUUCAGUUAUUGAUGAAGAUAUAAAUUCAGUUGAUACAUCGAAGUGGAAGAAGGUACGAGCAAGUGAUGCUGGAAUUAGAAAUUCAAUGAUCCCUGAAUCCUCUAUGAAUGUCUUGAGACUCCUUAGACGUCAAGGUUUCGAUGCAUACCUUGUUGGUGGAUGUGUAAGGGAUUUGAUACUGCAUAGAGUGCCAAAAGACUAUGAUGUGAUCACUACAGCUAAUCUUAAGCAGAUCCGACGGCUGUUUCAUCGUGCUCAGGUUAUUGGGAAACGGUUUCCUAUUUGUCAUGUGUGGAUGGGAGGUUCGAUAAUUGAGGUGUCCAGUUUUGAUACCGUGGCACACAGUGACAGUGAGCAUGAAGAUGAUUUGGAGAAGUCUAAAGAGAAAUCUGGUGUUUCACUGGAUACCGAGGCAAACAAAAAUAACAGCCUCUUCACAAUGUAUUCUGGUUGGGAUGUAAAAGACUGUAAUCGUUGGAGGAAUAGCUUGCAGCGGGAUUUCACAAUUAACAGUUUGUUCUAUAAUCCCUUUGAGUUAAAAAUUUAUGACUAUGCCAAUGGAAUGGAAGACUUGACGGAUCUUAAGCUUCGUACACUUGUCCCUGCACAUUUGUCAUUCAAGGAAGAUUGUGCUAGAAUUCUUAGGGGGUUAAGAAUUGCAGCACGAUUGGGUCUAUCAUUGUCAAAGGAUAUUGAGACUGCAAUACCUGAAUUUGUAUCUUCCGUUGCAAAUUUGGACCAGUUUAGAUUAAUCAUGGAAAUGAAUUAUAUGCUUGCGUAUGGAGCUGCUGCGCCUUCCAUCCUUCUUCUCAUGAAGUUCAAACUACUUCACGUGUUACUUCCUUUUCAGGCAGCUUACCUGGAUCAAGCUAGUGAAACAUCUCUAUCAAGUUCCUUGAUGCUAGUGAGAUUAUUCUCCAAUAUGGAUAAAUUGGUUUCCUGCGAUCAACCUGCUGACCCCAAACUAUGGAUUGCAGUGUUGGCCUUUCACAUUGCACUAGUGCGUAACCCCCAGGAGGCUAUUGUGGUGCGUGCUUUCGCCGCUUUGCUCUACCAUAGAAACUGGAGCAAAGCUGUCAAAUUUGCUAGAGAACAUGAAACUUCAGUAGUCGGAUACGCUCCUGAGGUAUCUAAAUUUUCGAGAAAGAGAUCUGAUGAAGAUCUUGCAGAAGCAGUUUCAGAAUUCACAUGUCUUUUAAAAGAUACUCAAUACGUUCUGACUGAUAUAGAGGCUCUCCGCGAAGCCCUAUACCUAUACCCGGAUUUCAAAUUCUCUGGUCUGGUGUUUAUACCGAAGAGAAAGGGGAGAGAUGUAGCAGAAGGGUUGGCGAGAUUAAGUGAUGUUGAAUCAUACGAAAGCAAAAAGGAGGGAUUCUCUAUUGAUUAUCUCUUACUUGGGAAGGGAAAUCCAUGCGAAGUAAGAUUUGUUCUUGGCAAAAUCAUUCUGGACACCAUCACAGAAGGUAUCGUCAUUGAACCUCUAAACUCUGUCAAGAAGAAGCAGAGCACCAGUAAUCAAAUUGUUUCAGCGGCUUGCUUGGAGAAGAAGGAUGAGUUGUUCGUUACUAAAUCGUCAAAGGAGGAGAACAACAAUCACACUCCAGUCUAUGACUCAAAUGCAUCAUCUGUUCUGAAGAUUUUGAAGAGGACGAGAAAAGAGAGUGAACAGAAGAUCGACCAAGAGACCGAGGUAUGUCCAAGAACCCUCUCUGGUCCAGCAAAGAAUCAAGAUCAGUCUGUAGUUCAAAAGCUGAAAAGACGGCGUAGCAAAGAAGCACAAGUCUCAGAGCCGCCUAAGCAAAAGACUUCAAAGAGGUCGAGAUCAGAUGACCAAGAGGCGGUUGAAAGUAUCUCUGUUCCAGCAAAGAAUCAGCAUCAGAGUAACAAGCAUGAUACAAAUGCACCGAUCUGCGAGCUGCCUAAGCAAAAGACUUCAAAGAACCGUUCGAAGGAGACACAAAAAGUGAAACACAACGACUUGCCUAUGAAGGAGAUUCAAGAAGCAAAACACGGCUUGGUGUCUGAUAAAUCUAUGAGUGAUCUUCUAAAAGUUCUUGAGAAAUCAAGUCAGCAAGUGUCUAGCAAAGAGAAGAGCGACUCCUUAUCAUCACAGAAGACGAAGAGACCGAGAAAUCUCUCAAGCCUCUUUAGGUGAAAUGGUUACCCUACUGGUUGGUGUUUGGGGGCCUAAAGCCAAGAUGGAGACCUUCUUAAUGAAUCAGAAGAUCUCCCUUCAGUCACGGUCUCACUUCACAAUUUUUAGGUACGACAUGUAGUGGUAGUAACUUGAACCAAUUUAUUUCAUUUUGUUUUUUAUUUGGUCACUAGUAGAGAGAAAUUUUGGCCCUGAGUAAAUUAUAUAUUUAUUUGUGUCUUUGUUUCAUUUAGAUUCACAUAGUUUUCUUCGUUUCUAUAGAGAUGACAUUAGUUUGUUUC